UCUGAUUCCAUCUACCUAUCCAUCCAUUCAUCCUUCCAAUUAUUCAUCAAUUAUUUAUAAAGCGUCUGCUAUGUGAUAAGUACUCUUCUGGGGCCGAGCAUUCAGUGGGGGAACAAAACAGACAACUUACAUUCCAGUGGACAAAGGCAAAAUAAAUAAAAGUGUGAAAUAGAGAGUAUAUUUGAGUUUAUUCUACAGUGAUAAGAGUGAUGUGGUGAUAAAGUAAACUCCUUUGUUAAGAAAAAAGCAGGGAAGGGAAUUGUGGAAUUGUGUGUGUGUGUGUGUGUGUUUAUAGAUACUGUAUAGAUACUGUAGUCAGAAAGGGCCUCAUCAAGAAGGGGAUAAAAGACCUGAAGGGAGGCAUUCCACGUGUACGAAGUGUGAUUGAGGUAGAGGAAAUAGCAUGUGUAAAGCAUAGGGCAGGAAAGUGCUUGGUGUGUUUCAGGAACCAUAAGGAGGCCAGUGUUGCUGGCAUAGAAUAAGUAAAGUGGAGAGUAUUAGGAAGUGAGGUCAGUGAGAUAAUAUGGGGCAAAAUUAUAUAGGGAUUUAUGGGCUGCUGAGAAAUAGGGUUUGGAGCAGAAGAGAGACAUGGGAUCUGAUUUAUCUUUUAAUGGGAUCAUUCUGUCUACUGUGUUGAGAACAGACUGAAGGGAAGCAGGGGUGAAAUCGAGGAGACUGAUUAGAAAGCAGUUGGUAACAUUCUAGGCAAGAUGAUGGUGACUUAGUCCAGGGUGGCACCAGUAGAGGUUGUAAGAUGUGGUUGGAUUUGCUGGAUUAUUUUGGUGGGGAGAGUGAGAGAAAGUGAACUGUCAUGGGUGAUUUCAAGGUUUUUUACCAGAGCACCUAGAAGAAUGGGGUUUACUGAGAUGGAGGAAGACUGUGAGAGGAGCAGGUUUGAAGAAGGUCUGUGUAUGAUGACCAACCAAAUGCACACAAGAAGUUUAUGGAAAAGUUAGAUGCUUGUAUCCGUAAUCAUGACAAGGAAAUUGAAAAGAUGUGUAAUUUUCAUCAUCAGGGUUUUGUAGAUGCUAUUACAGAGCUCCUUAAAGUAAGGACUGAUGCAGAAAAACUGAAGGUGCAAGUUACUGAUACCAACCGAAGAUUUCAAGAUGCUGGAAAGGAGGUGAUAGUCCAAACAGAAGAUAUUAUUCGAUGUAGAAUUCAGCAGAGGAACAUUACAACGGUAGUAGAAAAAUUGCAGUUGUGCCUUCCAGUGCUGGAAAUGUACAGUAAGCUAAAAGAACAGAUGAGUGCAAAAAGGAUUUUUCCAUGUUCAGGAUGGUCUGGACCUCUUCUGGCGGUUUGCUCUAGGCGUCCUCUCCUCAAGGCGCACCGCUGUGACCUGCAGACCUGCAGACUUCCUUCUGCUCUUCCCCUCAACCAAAGGGCAGGAGGCAGACCGUGUCUGGACAGGUAUUAUUCUGCUCUAAAAACUAUGGAACAAUUAGAGAAUGUUUUUUUUCCCCGAGUUAGUCAAUACCGGUUUUGUCAGCUAAUGAUAGAAAAUCUUCCUAAACUCCGUGAGGAUAUUAAAGAAAUCUCCAUGUCUGAUCUCAAAGACUUUUUGGAAAGCAUUCGAAAACAUUCUGACAAAAUAGGUGAAACAGCAAUGAAACAGGCACAACAGCAGAAGAUCUUCAGUGUUGCUCUACAGAAGCAAAAUAAUGUAAAAUUUGGGAAGAAUGUGUACAUAAAUGAUAGAAUUCCAGAAGAAAGGAAUGAAGUUGAAUUGAAAUGUGGAUUUGAGGAAGAGGAUGAGAAUGAAGAGGAGGUCUUAACUGUUCAGGAUCUGGUUGAUUUUUCCCCUGUUUACCGAUGUUUGCACAUUUAUUCUGUUUUGGGUGAUGAAGAAACAUUUGAAAAUUAUUACCGAAAACAAAGAAAGAAACAAGCAAGACUUGUAUUGCAACCCCAGUCAAAUAUGCAUGAAACAGUUGAUGGCUAUAGAAGAUAUUUCACUCAAAUUGUAGGGUUCUUUGUGGUGGAAGAUCACAUUUUACAUGUGACCCAAGGAUUAGUAACCAGGGCAUACACUGAUGAACUUUGGAACAUGGCCCUCUCAAAGAUAAUUGCUGUCCUUAGAGCUCAUUCAUCUUACUGUACUGAUCCUGAUCUUGUUCUGGAGCUGAAGAAUCUCAUUGUAAUAUUUGCAGAUACUUUGCAGGGUUAUGGUUUUCCAGUGAACCGACUUUUUGACCUUUUAUUUGAAAUAAGAGAUCAAUACAAUGAAACACUUCUUAAGAAAUGGGCUGGAGUUUUCAGGGACAUUUUUGAAGAAGAUAAUUAUAGCCCCAUCCCUAUUGUUAAUGAAGAAGAAUAUAAAGUAGUCAUCAGUAAAUUUCCCUUUCAAGAUCCAGACCUUGAAAAGCAAUCUUUCCCAAAGAAAUUUCCCAUGUCUCAGUCAGUGCCUCAUAUUUACAUUCAAGUUAAAGAAUUUAUUUAUGCUAGCCUUAAAUUUUCAGAGUCACUUCACCGGAGCUCAACAGAAAUAGAUGAUAUGCUUAGAAAAUCUACAAAUCUGCUGCUGACCAGAACUUUGAGUAGCUGUUUACUGAACCUUAUUAGAAAACCUCAUAUAGGUUUGACAGAGCUAGUGCAGAUCAUCAUAAACACAACACACUUGGAACAAGCUUGCAAAUACCUUGAGGACUUUAUAACUAACAUUACAAACAUUUCUCAAGAGACUGUUCAUACCACAAGACUUUAUGGACUUUCUACUUUUAAGGAUGCCCGGCAUGCAGCAGAAGGAGAAAUAUAUACCAAGCUUAAUCAAAAAAUUGAUGCAUUUGUUCAGCUUGCUGAUUAUGACUGGACAAUGUCUGAGCCAGAUGGAAGAGCUAGUGGUUAUUUAAUGGAUCUUAUUAAUUUUUUGAGAAGCAUCUUUCAAGUGUUUACUCAUUUGCCUGGGAAGGUUGCCCAGACUGCUUGCAUGUCAGCCUGCCAGCAUCUGUCAACAUCCUUAAUGCAGAUGCUGUUGGACAGUGAGUUAAAACAGAUAAGCAUGGGAGCCGUCCAGCAAUUUAACUUAGAUGUCAUACAGUGUGAAUUGUUUGCCAGCUCUGAGCCUGUGCCGGGGCUCCAGGGGGACACCCUGCAGCUAGCAUUCAUUGACCUCAGACAACUCCUUGACCUGUUUAUGGUUUGGGAUUGGUCUACUUAUCUAGCUGAUUAUGGACAGCCAGCUUCUAAGUACCUUCGGGUGAAUCCAAACACAGCUCUUACUCUUUUGGAGAAGAUGAAGGAUACUAGCAAAAAGAACAAUAUAUUUGCUCAGUUCAGGAAGAAUGAUCGAGACAAACAGAAGUUGAUAGAGACAGUCGUGAAACAGCUGAGAAGUUUGGUGAAUGGUAUGUCCCAGCACACAUAGACUUGGAUU
Messenger RNA from Mirounga angustirostris (Northern elephant seal), 3376 nucleotides. It is a transcript of the gene EXOC6, whose product is annotated as exocyst complex component 6. Lineage: Eukaryota; Metazoa; Chordata; Mammalia; Carnivora; Phocidae. The record is from RefSeq and is a predicted model, not a curated record. Gene Ontology annotation, cellular component: exocyst; membrane. The transcript is spliced from 23 exons. Gene Ontology annotation, biological process: Golgi to plasma membrane transport; exocytosis; intracellular protein transport. Bases 944 to 3367 code for a protein of 807 amino acids.